This is a messenger RNA of Kickxella alabastrina, 1974 nucleotides long. RefSeq names its product SIT4 phosphatase-associated protein-domain-containing protein. Gene Ontology annotation, molecular function: protein phosphatase regulator activity; protein phosphatase binding. The annotation marks the transcript as partial. Gene Ontology annotation, cellular component: cytosol; nucleus. NCBI's taxonomy places the organism in Eukaryota, Fungi, Kickxellomycota, Kickxellomycetes, Kickxellales, Kickxellaceae. The transcript has 5 exons. The record is from RefSeq and is a predicted model, not a curated record.
AUGCUCUGGCGUUUCGGUCUGCAGCAUGCGUCAAAUAUCGACAAGCUGCUGGAGAAAGAGGAUUUGACUCUCGAAGAAGUUCUCAAUGACCCAGAUCUCCUGCAAGAGGUUCGCGAGCAAAACACCAAAGUCGUCUCAUACCUGUCGCGGCCUCAGAAUUUAAAGCAAAUGGUCGACUAUAUUGCCACAGAAGAGUUUUUCAAGUUCUCCAAAAUGGCUUCGACGUCGGUCGAAGUCCUCUGCAGCAACAGCGUAACCUUUGUCGAGUGUCUCAUUUCCACCUACUCCCACCGCGACUUUGCCGAGAGCGACGACGACGACGCCGAGAACAGCGAGGUCAGCGACAGCGAUCUGGACGGAUUGCAGGCGGCGUACUUCUCGCGCAUCAUGUGCGGUCUGCUGCAGCGCAAGCCCUAUGAGACGCUAGAUUUUAUCCGCGCGCAGGGCAAUACCAUCCCCCUGUUUCUCGAGCACCUCGGCGUGACGACGGUGGUCGACCUGCUGCUUAAAAUAAUCAGCCUCGAAGAGCUCGACAACGGGCCCGGCAUCAUUGCCUGGCUGAACGAGUACAGGCUCAUUCCGAUGCUCGUCGACCGGCUCUCGCCUGAGUGCGACCCCGAGAUGCACUCGCUGGCCACCCAGGUGCUGCUUGAUAUUAUCGCCAUCUCGCAAUGCAACAACCCAGCACAGCCGACCAUCGGCACCAACGCGCUGAUCGAGGAGCUCAAAAGCCAGGAGAUGGUAACGCGCCUGACUGACUACAUGCUUGACCGCAGCGCACCGCACGCCACGUCCACGCUGAUCAACUGCGUCUACAUAUUCAUCGAGCUCAUCCGGCGCAACUACUCGGACGCCGACGCCGAGAUGUCCCCCGACGACCAAGGCAACGGCUACGGCUUUGGUGGCACCUACGACAAUGCCUCGUAUGACCAGCAACAGCAGGCAUCGCUGCCGCGCCGCCUGCCUACCGUCGACCUCUCCGACAUGAUGCGUGUCCUGGCCCUGCGCACCAAGGACCUGGUCGAGCUGCUCAAGAGCCCGCGCUCGGCGACCGAGCCUGUGCCUACAACGAUGGGCCUGCGCGAGCCUUUGGGCUUUGAGCGCCUGCGCAUCUGCGAGCUGUUUGCCGAGCUGCUGCACUGCUCCAACAUGCCGCGCCUCAACAUGCCGGUCGACAAGGCCCAGGGCAUCGAGUCUGUUGCUGUUGCUAUCAGCAGCCCGUCUGACCACGACACCAGCAACACGCCCGUCGGGCAGCUGCUCAAGUGGAAUCUCAUCCAGCACGGUGUGCUCCCCAUCUGCACCGACCUGUUCUUCCGUUUCUCGCUCAACAACUUCUUACACUCUGUCGUCUACGACAUUAUGCACCAAGUGCUCAAUCUGCCGCUGACCCUGGAGUGCAACCUGGCGCUCAUCGUCGUCGCAUUCCGUGACGUGCGCAUAACCUCGCGCAUUGCUCAGGCUUGCGCACAAAACGACCAGGUCUGCCACGAGCCGCGCGGCGUCAGGCUCGGCUACAUGGGCCAUCUUACGGGCAUUGGCGAGGAAGUGGCUCGCUUGCUUGAACUCUCAGGAGCCGCGCUUGAGCCCCUGAUUGCGCCCUUUAUUGAUGGUGACGAGUGGCUCGAUUACGUUGCACGUACUUUGCAGGAGGUACGUGAGCGCGACCAGCAGCCGCUCGGCGGCGAGCGUCCGGGUGGCACCGUCGAUAUUCUGGCCAGCGAUAAUGCUGACCAGGUGUUUGUCUCGCGCAUGGGGCUGGUCGACCCGUCGUCCGGCGAAUCCUAUGGGCCGGAGGACGACGACGAGGAUGUCGAUGAUGAGGACAUGGACGAAGAUGAUGACGAGGACGACGACGACGAGGAUAGGUACACUGCCAGCACGCGUAGCAGCCAGGGCUCGGCCAUGGACGAGGAUGUUGACGACGAUGAUGACGACGAUGACAGCGCUUCGGAGAUUGGCGGAAAUAACGAC